UAGCCGCCCCUGCGCCGCCCGGCCGCCUCCAGCAGGGGCUGCGCUUGUGGAAAAGCGAAAGUGAGCAGCCAGCGAGGGCUGCCGGGAAAGGCGUCGGCAGGAAGGGUGUGUGCCUGUUCGGAGCAGAAGGCAGCGGGUCCUGGGAAGGCAGACUCUCUAGGCGUCAAGAUGUUCUUUACCUGUGGCCCCAAUGAAGCCAUGGUUGUCUCGGGUUUCUGCCGCAGUCCCCCAGUGAUGAUUGCUGGGGGCCGGGUGUUUGUGAUACCGUGCGUACAACAGAUCCAGAGGAUCUCACUUAACACUCUGACCCUGAAUGUGAAGAGUGAGAAAGUUUACACCCGGCAUGGAGUCCCCAUUUCAGUCACUGGCAUCGCACAGGUGAAGAUCCAGGGCCAGAACAAGGAGAUGCUGGCAGCUGCUUGUCAAAUGUUCCUGGGCAAGUCUGAAGCAGAAAUUACAUAUAUUGCUCUGGAGACCCUGGAAGGGCAUCAGAGAGCCAUCAUGGCCCAUAUGACAGUAGAGGAAAUCUACAAGGACCGCCAGAAGUUUUCAGAGCAGGUCUUCAAAGUUGCCUCGUCUGACUUGAUCAACAUGGGGAUCAGCGUGGUCAGUUAUACCCUCAAGGAUAUUCACGAUGACCAGGAUUAUCUUCAUUCUCUGGGAAAAGCCCGAACUGCUCAGGUACAGAAGGAUGCCAGGAUUGGAGAAGCUGAAGCCAAAAGGGAUGCUGGCAUCAAGGAAGCCAAGGCCAAGCAAGAGAAAUUGUCGGCUCAGUUUAUGAACGAUAUUGAGAUGGCCAAAGCCCACCGAGAUUUCGAGCUGAAGAAGGCUGCUUACGACAUCGAGGUGAACACACGGAAAGCAGAAUCGGACUUGGCCUAUCAGCUCCAGGUGGCCAAGACCAAGCAGAAAAUUGAAGAGGAGAAGAUGCAAGUCUUGGUGGUAGAGCGAACUCAGCAGAUUCAGAUCCAGGAGCAGGAGAUGAUCCGUAAGGAACGGGAGCUGGAGGCCCAGGUCAAGAAACCAGCCGAAGCAGAACGUUACCGGUUGGAGAAAUUAGCCGAGGCUGAAAGGACUCAGCUCAUCAUGCAGGCGGAGGCGGAGGCAGAAGCCAUCCGGAUGAAGGGUGAGGCUCAGGCGUAUGCAAUUGAGGCCAAAGCCCGGGCUGACGCUGAGCAGAUGUCUAAGAAGGCAGAAGCUUUUAAGCAGUAUCAAGAGGUUGCCAUGGUGGACAUGCUUUUGGAGAAGCUUCCAGAGAUAGCCGAUGAGAUCAGCAAACCAUUGGCUUCCGUGAGUAAGAUCACCAUGGUGUCGAGCGGGAACGGAGAUGUGGGUGCCGCGAAGAUGACUGGGGAAGUCCUGGAAAUCAUGAAUAAACUGCCUGACACUGUUGAGAAACUGACCGGUGUUAGCAUCUCUCAGCAGAUGAAUCAGAGGAAACCAGGACGGAUGAACUGACGGCUCAGAAGGAGAAGGAAAAGUCUUCUUGAGGGUGAACACCCAUGAAUCAUCAUCAAUAUGCACCCAUAUUUAGCGUUCCUCCUAUCGGUGCCCUCCUGUGAAUACCAAACCUUUCUUAUGGACAAGAUUGUUGCAUGUCGACCAGUAUCUGCAAAUGUUGAGGUCUUGUUACUCUGCUGUAGCACCGGGAUAGCUGGUGAUGUUGCAGGGUGGACCUGUGUAUACUGAUUUCCACCGUAAAACAGGAUCCUGUUGUUCCUUUCCUUGAUGCUGUUUUUGCUACCUGAGCCUGCUGGUCACUAGAUACCUUUUCCUAUAAGCAAGCUAUCCUCAAGGAUCUAACAAUGGUUCUAGUUCUAAAAAGACUGGGAAAGAUAUAAGGAUGGAGUAAGGAUGAAGGUUGAAACCCAAGAUCUGUUCUUUUUAAAGGCCAGGUGGGUGACAGGGAUUUCUAGCAAGGUGAGGUAAUUUAGGGUCUUGUUCAGUCGUUUCCCUAAAGAGUUGCCGCCUAUGUAAAGAGAGGAAUUCGGUUUUACAGUUCUUAUCAAACCUAGUGAUGGGUGGGUAGCCCAGUUCUGUUGAUCUAAACCAAGGGUGGGAAACGAUGGCCCCUUUUAGGACUUGUGGACUUCAACUCCCAGAAUUCCUGAGCCAGCCAUGCUGAGUUCAGCCAUGCUGGCUCAUGAAUUCUGGGAGUUGAAGUCCACAAGUCCUAAAAGAGGCCAUCUUUCCCCACCCCUGAUCUAACCCUUCCCAACUUGCUUCAUAUAUCAACAUCUCCAUGUGUGUGCCAUAGUGUUUGGUGCUACUUGUAGCUAAGAUUCCUCAACUUAGCAAACUUCUUCCUUUUGGGUCUUUUGUCUUUUUCUUCUGUCCUCGCCUCGCCACCACCUUCCCAGUCCUUAAUCUCACUUUUGGAGGGGGAGCCUGUGUCCAUAGCAGCUUUCCUGUGUUAAAUCAGAAAGAUCUCCCUGCCAAGAAGACAAUCCACACGGCAACAAGAGACUCCCUCAGGAUAUGAAUGUUCUAAUAGGCCUCUCUUCUGCCUGCAUGUUCAUUUCCUUUUAAAAUCGUCAUCUGAAUGUGCCUUAUAUCUGUUUGAACUAACGGAUUAGAUAUAUAUAUCAUUUCCCUAAAAGGGAAAAUAUAAAAGGCCCUCAUUUUCACUGUCUAGUUAUUAUUAUCUCUGCCCCACGUUUUUGAAUGCUCCCUGAAGCUUUUCAGUUUUGUACGGUAACUGCUGAUGCUUGUUGUCCCAAAUUGUUAAAGGAGGCCACCUGCUCAUAUCUUCAUGAAGCACACUUGGUCAGACGGUAGCCCUUCUACGGUGGCUUAACUAUCACCCCUGGACUUGUGCUUUUGGAUUCACAUAUGCCGUGUUUGGCCUACUUGCUUGCUUGUGUGUUAUGGCCUCAGCAUGGUGCCUUGUCUAUGUUCGUCUGAAGAGAAGGACAGUCCAUUCUUCAUACUACUAAGAAUAAAGGCCAAGAUUAAUUAAUGCCUUCUGUGUAUCCAUUUCUACUUUCUGGUCCAUGUUUUCACCAUCUAAUACUUGAAGCUUGCUUGAGUACAGGUAGUCCUCAACUUAUGACCACAGUUGAACCCAACAUUUCUGUUGCUAAAUGAGGAAUUUGUUAAGUGAGUUUUGCCCCUAUUUUACAAUUUUUCUUGCCACAUUUCUUAAGUGAAUCACUGCAGUUAGGAACACAUUUGUUAAGCGAAUCUGGUUUUCCCGCUGACUUGGCUUGUUGGGAGUUUGCAAAAGGGGAUCACAUGAUCACCACCACCCCCGGGACAUUGCAACCGUCAUAAAUGUGAGUCAGUGGUCAAGCAUCUGAAUGUAAAUCACGUGACUGUGUGCACUAAGUCACUGCAGUGUGCCCUAUGUCACUGUAAUGGUCGUACGCGUGAAAAAUGGUCACAAAUCACUUUUUUCAGUCCCGUUGUAACUUUGAACAGUCACUAAAUGAACUGUUGUAAGUCGAGGACUACCUGUAUAGAAAAUACAUGGCGCAAGCUGCAUUUCUUCUGUUUUCACAUGUGAUCCUGCUUUAUCAGUAUAGAUAUAAUAUGAAUUUUGUCUGCAUAAUCUCUAACAUUCCUUUGGAUUGCAGUUGGAGUGAUUAUUUAUUAUGGUUGGUUACACAGUCAUCCAGAUGAUUAGGCUGAGUUUGGCAUUUUUUUAUCCACCUAUCAAGUUCCUCCCAAAGACCUGGGAUAGGCACACAUUGUUGUGGAAUAUUAAAUUUAUCAUCACAGAAUGUAAGCUGUUCCAAGUAAAGCUGCCUUUUGCAAUUGACCGAUAGCGAUUUUUGUCAAUGCCAAUGAUGUUCAACGUUGCUUGAGAUUGUUGUUGUUAUUAUAUUACACAUUGAUGGUCAAUGCAAGGGAGAGAACCUAUGUAAUACUCCUGCUUUUUAUAUUCCCCAUAACAACAAUCCUGUGAGGAGGGUUGGGCUAAGAGAGAGUCACUGGCCCCAAAAUCACCCAGCCGCCUUUCGUGCCUAAGACAGGAUUGGAACUCACCGUUUCUUGGCUUCCAGGCCAGCAUCAUAACCACUACACCAAACUGGCUCUAACCAUGAGUAUCUAGGAGCCCCAAAUUGUAUUUCUCUCAGUGUCUAAGCCAGGGGUGUCAAACUUGUGGCCCGCGGGCCAGAUGCAUCAUGCGUUGGCCAUCCUCAACCCCAUUUUAGCAAAGGGGGGGAAAGUUGUGAUAUGUCACAUGAUGACGUCACGAAUUUGACACCCCUGGUCAAAGCCAUGCAAGCUGCUAUGUAAAGAGAGGUUUGAGCUGUCAGGAAUUUUUACUGUGGAUAAUAAAGAGAUCAUACAGCUAAUUUAGUGGAUGGUUUCACAUAUUCUGUGAGGGCAUAAUACGUAUUGCUUCAUUUGCUUUUUGUUCAGUAUGUAUGAACCCAGUUCUUUGUUUGUAAAUCAAAGCGUAUGGCAAAAUAUAUAGAUUUAAGCCAUUAAAAUAAA
Pantherophis guttatus is the source of this 4443-nucleotide messenger RNA. It is a transcript of the gene FLOT1, whose product is annotated as flotillin 1. The record is from RefSeq and is a predicted model, not a curated record. Gene Ontology annotation, molecular function: protease binding. Lineage: Eukaryota; Metazoa; Chordata; Lepidosauria; Squamata; Colubridae. Gene Ontology annotation, cellular component: plasma membrane; cytoplasmic vesicle; flotillin complex. Gene Ontology annotation, biological process: protein kinase C signaling; protein localization to plasma membrane; positive regulation of cell-cell adhesion mediated by cadherin.